Zophobas morio is the source of this 1671-nucleotide messenger RNA. RefSeq names its product protein tumorous imaginal discs, mitochondrial-like. Gene Ontology annotation, molecular function: ATP binding; heat shock protein binding. The transcript has 6 exons. Bases 63 to 1601 code for a protein of 512 amino acids. Gene Ontology annotation, cellular component: mitochondrion. Gene Ontology annotation, biological process: mitochondrion organization; response to heat; protein folding. The record is from RefSeq and is a predicted model, not a curated record. NCBI's taxonomy places the organism in Eukaryota, Metazoa, Arthropoda, Insecta, Coleoptera, Tenebrionidae.
AUUGCCGGAUAUUAUCAGUCCUGCCAAUCCACAUCACAGGUGUUGUGCCUUUUUGUCAAAAAAUGGCGAAUGUUAGAGGUCUUAUUGGCAUUUUGUGUACAAAACAGUUAAAUACCCUUGUGACACCUCCCGUAAACAAAAUUUCAGCAAGAUUUCUACAUCACUGUCUCCAUUCUAACAAUACCGGAGUAAUAAAUUUAACGUUUUCUAAAAGUUUCAAAAGCCUCCUCCAGAUAAGUUCCAGAAACAUCCAUUUAAAUUCCGUGUUAAAUGCCAAAGACUAUUACCAAAUAUUGGGAGUUAGUAGAAACUCUUCAGGGGCAGAAAUUAAAAAAGCUUACUAUAAAUUAGCCAAGAAGUAUCAUCCUGAUGUUAACAAGAAUGACCCAAAUGCAGCUAAAAAGUUCCAAGAAGUAUCAGAAGCUUAUGAAAUCUUGGGUGAUGAAACAAAACGUAAACAGUUUGACACAUGGGGGGCCACUUCCGAACAAAUGGGUGGCAUGGGUGGUAUGGGCGGGCAGAGUGGACCUCAUGGCCACCAAGGUUUUGCGGAACAGUGGCAAUAUCGUUCAACUAUAGAUCCAGAAGAAUUAUUUAGGAAAAUUUUUGGCCAAGCUGGUUUUGGAAAAAGUACAAGUUUUGACGAUUUCGCUGAAUCGGCAUUUGGUUUUGGGCAAGCGCAAGAAGUUGUAGUAAAACUUACUUUUCAACAAGCAGCGCGUGGAAUUAACAAAGAUAUCACAGUAAAUGUGGUGGAUACUUGUCCCAAGUGUCAAGGAAGUCGUUGUGAACCAGGCACAAAAGCCACUAGGUGCACCCAUUGUGAUGGUACAGGGAUGGAGAGUGUUACCAGGGGGCCUUUCAUUAUGAGGUCUACUUGUCGGUAUUGUCAGGGUAGUAGGAUGUUUAUUAAACAUAAAUGUUCAGAGUGUGAAGGAAAGGGUUCUACUGUGCAGAGGAAAAAGGUUACUGUUCCUGUGCCAGCAGGUAUUGAAGAUGGACAAACAGUGAGAAUGUCUGUAGGAAACAAGGAAUUAUUUAUCACUUUUCAAGUUGAGAAGUCUAGAUAUUUUAAAAGAGAUGGCGCUGAUGUUCAUACUGAGGCAGAAAUUUCUGUAGCGCAGGCGCUACUUGGGGGCACAAUUAGGAUUGAAGGAUUGUAUGAGGAUCACACAAUUCAGGUUUUGCCGGGAACGUCGUCACAUACUCGAAUACGUUUAAGUGGGAAAGGAAUGAAGAAAGUGGAUGGAUAUGGGCACGGUGAUCAUUACGUUGUUUUUAAGGUUGCGGUCCCCAAGAAUUUAUCGGAAAAACAGUUGGCAGUAGCGCAAGCUUACGCUGAGCUUGAAACUGACACCCCUGGUCAGAUUUUAGGUGUCACUUUAAAAACUGACGGUAGCAAAAUUUUCGUGUCCAAAGACAAACAAGAACUUUUAGAAGCCCUUAGGUUAGUGCUACAAGGUAAGAACGUAGAAACCGCCACAGAACCUGACUCACAAAAUACUACUAGGGAAGUUGUAGAUAAUAGAAACGUUAAAGUAAAAAAUGAAAAUGAAGAUCAUAGUGACAAUGAAGAAGCGAAACGAAAUAAAAUGCCGUAAUUUUUGUGAACUAGUUUUUUUAAAGUUGUUAAUAUGUACUGUUUAAAAACAAUAAAAUGACUAGAUUCUA